This is a messenger RNA of Carlito syrichta (Philippine tarsier), 1732 nucleotides long. It is a transcript of the gene TUBD1, whose product is annotated as tubulin delta 1. The transcript is spliced from 9 exons. Gene Ontology annotation, biological process: mitotic cell cycle; microtubule cytoskeleton organization. Gene Ontology annotation, molecular function: GTP binding; structural constituent of cytoskeleton. NCBI's taxonomy places the organism in Eukaryota, Metazoa, Chordata, Mammalia, Primates, Tarsiidae. Bases 302 to 1663 code for a protein of 453 amino acids. The record is from RefSeq and is a predicted model, not a curated record. Gene Ontology annotation, cellular component: cytoplasm; microtubule.
GCGCGUUGCCCGCUAAAGCGUUGGGUGGGCAGUGAGCAUGCGUAUCAUAACUCAAGUUGAUAACUGGAAAUUGAACAUGCGUAAUUAAGCUUUCUGAAUAGGAAACACACACACACACACACACACAACAAAACUCUUCGUUUGUAGAACAUGCGCAUUCGUUCUCUGUAGCUUUUUUCGUGUCGAAAAUGAGCAUGCGCCUAGAGAGAGGGUUGGUCCUCUGAAGUUUGAACCGGGCGAAGCUGCGGGUACUGUCGGUUGUUCACUUUUUUGAGGAAAUAGCCCUAGUUUGUUGCUCAGCAUGUCAAUAGUAACAGUGCAACUUGGUCAGUGUGGCAAUCAAAUUGGUUUUGAAGUGUUUGAUGCUUUACUUCAUGACUCACACAAUUCCCAGGGACUCUGCUCUAAAAGAGAGAAUGAGGCAUAUCAAGCAUCAUGCAAAGAAAGAUUCUUCAGUGAGGAGGAAAAUGGAGUUCCUGUUGCCCGAGCUGUUCUUAUUGACAUGGAACCUAAAGUUAUCAAUCAAACAUUGUCAAAGGCUGCCCAGUCUGGCCGAUGGAAAUAUGGUCAGCAUGCAUGUUUCUGUCAAAAACAAGGUUCUGGAAACAACUGGGCAUAUGGUUACUCUGUUCAUGGACCCAAGCAUGAAGAAUCUAUAAUGAACCUAAUUCAGAAGGAAGUGGAGAAAUGUGACUCUUUGAGUGGUUUUUUCAUCAUAAUGAGUAUGGCUGGGGGCACGGGAUCAGGGAUAGGAGCCUUCGUUACACAGAAUUUACAAGAUCAGUUCUCAAACUCUUUGAAAAUGAAUCAGAUUAUAUGGCCUUAUGGAACCGGUGAGGUUAUUGUUCAGAACUACAACUCCAUUUUGACUCUUUCUCACUUGUACCGAUCUUCAGACGCCCUCCUUGUCCAUGAGAACGACACUGUUCAUAAGAUCUGCGCGAAACUAAUGAACAUCAAGCAAAUCUCCUUUAGCGAUAUAAAUCAGGUCCUUGCGCAUCAGCUGGGAAGUGUUUUCCAGCCUACUUACUCUGCAGAAGGCCCAUUUCACUACAGAAGAAAUCCACUAGGAGACUUAAUGGAGAAUUUAGUCCCCCAUCCUGAAUUCAAGAUGCUGGGUAUUCGUAACAUUCCUCAGAUGUCUGAGAAGUCACUGGCAUACAGCACGUUUACUUGGGCUGGCCUCCUCAAGCAUUUGAGACAGAUGCUCAUUUCUAAUGCGAAAAUGGAAGAAGGUAUCGAUUGGCAAGUACAGCCUCCUUUAUCAGGACUUCCUCCUCUUGGUAAAGUGUCUCUCAACAAGGAGCUUCGUUUCAACACUUCCAUUGCCAAUUUAGUCAUUCUUCGUGGGAAGGAUGUGCAAAGCGCAGAUCUGGAGGGAUUUAAAGAUCCAGCUCUCUAUACUUCCUGGUUACAGCCUGUUAAUGCUUUUAAUGUGUGGAAAACUCAGCGUGCCUUCAGAAAAUACGAGAAGUCUGCAGCAUUGGUCAGCAACAGCCAGUUCUUAAUAAAACCACUUGAUAUGAUUGUGGGCAAAGCGUGGAAUAUGUUUGCCUCAAAGGCCUACAUUCAUCAGUACACAAAAUUUGGAAUUGAAGAAGAGGACUUUUUGGCCAGUUUCACGUUGUUGGAGCAAGUUGUUGCCAGUUACCGUAACCUCUGAUUUUGAACAAAGGAGAAAAGUACCUUAACGUGCUUUUGGACUUAAUACGUUCUCUAUAAGGUUUUCAAA